Lachancea fermentati is the source of this 744-nucleotide messenger RNA. The record is from the annotation of a GenBank genome assembly. Lineage: Eukaryota; Fungi; Ascomycota; Saccharomycetes; Saccharomycetales; Saccharomycetaceae.
AUGUCGGUAGUACAGACAGUUACGAGCAAGAUCGUGAUCAAUGGGGCCACCCUUGAAUACAGCCGUGCGGACCCCGUGGAAUCGAAUGGUAAAGUCAUACUUACGUUGCACGGUGGACGUGGGUUUGGUUCGAAAGAAUCGGAUUUCAACGUUUACAGCCAAUUCGCACGCUACGGUUACACGGUGGUGAGUUUUGAUUACCGGGGCCACGGCAACAGCUCUGCGACUCCGCCUUUCAGCUUCAAACAGCUGGUGAACGACAUCGAGGCAGUCAAGCAGGCGUUCAGCCCGCGUGAGAAAGUGGUUGUGAUUGGCGGGAGUUUCGGUGGGUUUCUUGCGCAGCAGUACGUGAUCACGUACCCACGCAGCGUGUCGCAUCUGGUGCUGCGGGGCACGGCCCCGUCGUACCACCACGAGGAGGAAUGCCUGUCGCAGCUGAUGAAACGGCUGCCCAAAGCGACGUGUGCUUCGCGAGAGAUGGUUGCCAAGGUGUUUUCGUCGUUUGAAAGCGACGAGGAGUUUCGGUUGACGAUGUUUGCGCUGGGCCCGCUCUACGUGGAAGAUUACGACGCGGACCAAGGGCUUGCCAACGUGCUGGGCACCAAGUACUCUGCGCAAAGCCACAACGAGCUUUAUUCCGAGAAGGAGAAAUACUUUGAUUUCCGCGACAAACUGGGGAGCGUCGAUAUCCCGACGCUAAUUGUCGUGGGCAAGAACGACUGGAUUUGCCCACUAGGUAUGUAA